CGUCCACGCCGUUAUAAUAAACGCGUAUAUAAAGGUUAUAACAAAAUUCGUGGUUUUGAAACCCUAAUCGUUUGUUCCGUUCGUCUUUUAAUUCCUCAUCAUCAUCCAAAGGUUCCAGGGUUCCGAAACUGUUGCUCGAAUAGAAAAAUUCUCAUCCGUUUACCCGUUUUUAUUAUUAUUUUUAUUCAAAAAUUUUUUUAAUUUGGAAAUAAUGGUGGCAGCAAAUAUAUAUAUAGUUCAGGACAUGAAGCAUUGUGUCUUAUAUGCAGGUUACGUGUUUCACGCGGAUGGGACGCGUGUCGUGGGGCUGGCCGCGAAGAGUGUCUUGACGGUUUGAUCGAACCUGCGAGGCCUAAAACGAAAUUUUAGAAUGGCGGUUGAAUUUAUAAGUUUUUGUAUUUCCCUUAGUUUAAUCUUUAGUACAAUAUUAAAAACAAGAUAGAUUAGUAUAUGUGUAUAUAUACUAUAUAAUGUUGAUUAGUAGAAUAGUUAAUAGAUUGAAAAACAAAGAGGCCUAAUCAAUGCAAAUACAUAAACAAGAAUUUAAAAAGUUAGGGACCUAAAUCCGUAGAUUUUAGCAGUUUUACUCUUGUAACGCCUUUUGAUUAGGAUGUUUGCGUACUACAAAUGAGCAAAUAAAGUUGGCUACAUUUACUGAUGUAUAAAAAGCUAAGUUUGUUUUCUGACCGAAAUUUGAGGUUCUAAGUAUUGUGACCCUGAUAAUGCAGGUUUGUUUUCUGAGGAGUUACGUACGUGGACCAGGAAAAGGGGAGGUUCGAGAUGGUUUAUGAAGAUGGUCAAUCUUCCGACAGAAAGCGCAAGGAAAAAAGUCUUCCGCAGAGCAAAGAUGAUGCGAUAUAUGGUGUUUUUGCUUAUAGUAAUUCUGACAGUGACUCUGAAGGUCGAGGCAGCAAGAAAAAACAGAGGAGAGAUUUGUCUGGAAAACAGGAUUAUACUAAGCCAUUAAAUUUUGUUACGCCAAGUCAAGAGGAGAAUGCUAAAGAUAAUGGUAGCCCUUCUGGUCUGGAUAUCGACAGGGUUCAAGAGGAGGAGGCUAAUAGCAAAAUCGUUGAAUCAUUUCUUAAAGAAUUUGAUAAAGCCCUGAAAGAAGGUGAGCUUCAGAUAAUGGAGAAAUUAAAGUUAAAAAGGGAGUCUUGUGAAGUAGCAGGACCAGGAACGAGAGAAGGAAACAGUGUUGGUAUGAAAAUGCUUGAGAAGAUGGGAUAUAAAGGAGGCGGGUUAGGGAAGAAUGAACAAGGUAUUGUUGAGCCAAUUGAAGCUCAGAUACGUCCGAAGAAAAUGGGGUUGGGUUUCAAUGAGGCGGCUAAUUAUGGGCAGAAAUUGUUAAAGGAGAAUAAUGUUUUGCCACCUCAGCCUACUGAGGUUCAACCAAAAUGGUCGAAGCAAGGGCGGUCAGAAAAGAAGAAAAAAGAAUAUGUUACUGCAGAGGAGUUACUGGUCAAUAAGCCCCGUUUGGUUGAGAAACUGAUUGAUAUGAGAGGACCACAAGUUCGGGUGUUGACAAGUUUGGAGAAUUUGAAUGAUGAAGUGAAACCAGAGGAGAAGGAUGAUAUUUUGCCAGAACUUCAACAUAAUGUGACAUUAAUUGUUAAUUUGGGAGAGCUUGAUGUACAGAAAAUUGAUCGGUACUUGAGAAACGAAAGGGAGACGGUAGUCAGUUUGCAACAACAGAAAGCUAAGCUUGAAGAUAACACUGCACGUCAAGCAAAACAGCUUGAUAGUAUGGAAGAGAUUCUUACUGUGUUGGACCAGUUGGAUAAAGAGAGCCGUUUGGGAACGUUGACACUUGACUCGCUUAUUAAGUCAUUUGGUAACUUGCAGAAACGGUUUUCUGAUGAGUACAGAGUACGCAGUUUGUCUAGAGUAGCUUGCUCUUAUGCUUUACCUUUGUUCUCUAGACUAUUUCAAGGAUGGGAUCCACUCAUAAAGCCAAUGGACAAUUUGGAUGUUAUAUCAUUAUGGAAAGAGUUUUUGCAAGCCGACGAGCGAUCUGAUUCACCUUACCCAGGGCUUUUCAUGAAAGUCAUGUUCCCUCAUAUAUGGAAAUCAAUCACCAAAACUUGGCAAGUCAAGCACCCUGAACCAUUGUUGCGGUUUCUUAAUAUUUGGGAACGAUUACUGCCUCACUCAGCUCUUAAGACUAUUCUUGAUGACAUUGUCUUACCAAACUUAUCGGCUGCUGUUGACUCAUGGAACCCACGUUGGGAUACCAUCCCUAUACAUAUAUGGGUUCAUCCAUGGUUAGCUUGGAAGUCUGUUUUUGAUCUGACAAGCUGGGAACAUUUAAUUCGUCGAUCUAUUACUCCUAAGCUGUUGGCUGUUAUGCAUGAAUUCCGAGUCAAUAUACUAGAUCCAUCUGAUAAGAAUCUUGAUAAGUUCAACUGGGUACAGACAUGGGCUGGGGUCAUUCCCAUUCAUUACAUGGUUCGCAUAAUGGAUGCGUUUUUCGACAAGUGGCAAGACGUUCUUUAUCAAUGGUUAUCUUCGAAACCGAGCAUUGAAGAGGUGAUGAAUUGGUAUCAGCGUUGGAUGGAUGUUAUCCCACCUAAGCUUUUAUCCAAUGAACAUAUACAGGUUCGGCUUAAAGUUGGUCUGUGCAUGAUCAAACAGGCUUCUGAAGGGUUGCAGGUGGUCCAACCCGGUUUUAUAGAAAACCAAAGACAUUAUCAAGCUCAACAGAAGGCGGCUGCAAGUUUUGAUACAUCGUAUAUGGGCGUUAUGAGUUUGAAAGAAGUUAUUGAAGAGCAUGCACAGCAUAACGAUGUGUUAUUUAAGCCCAAACCGGGCAGAAUGCAAGAUGGUCAUCAAGUGUAUGGAUUUGGGAACGUCAAUAUAAUCAUCGACUCUCUCAAAGAAAAGGUGUUUGCUCAAACUGAAGGUAAAUGGUCGCUUACAACCCUCGAGCAACUGGUAAAGAUGGAAAAGAAUUGCGUUCUGAGUAGAUGCUGAUCAUGAAGAGUUGAGGUAAACUAAAACGGUGGGCAAUUCAAGCAUAUCAUCACUUGGAUCAUCCUUUGGACAUAUAAUUCAUACUUUUAUUUAGUUAUGGAAGUAUUUUUGAUCCUAUUGGUUUAAGCUUAGAUUAUAUAUCUGUAAUUUUGGCCUACUUUGACUUUUAUAAAAGUCAAAUAAGGUGUCUUAUGUGUAAUUCUUGAUUUAGAUGGAAGAAGCUUUGAUUGAUCA
Erigeron canadensis is the source of this 3204-nucleotide messenger RNA. RefSeq names its product septin and tuftelin-interacting protein 1 homolog 1-like. Lineage: Eukaryota; Viridiplantae; Streptophyta; Magnoliopsida; Asterales; Asteraceae. Gene Ontology annotation, molecular function: nucleic acid binding. Gene Ontology annotation, cellular component: U2-type post-mRNA release spliceosomal complex. Gene Ontology annotation, biological process: spliceosomal complex disassembly. The coding region runs from base 781 to 2970 and encodes 729 amino acids. The transcript is spliced from 2 exons. The record is from RefSeq and is a predicted model, not a curated record.